Lathyrus oleraceus (garden pea) is the source of this 1285-nucleotide messenger RNA. RefSeq lists its product as uncharacterized. The transcript is spliced from 8 exons. The record is from RefSeq and is a predicted model, not a curated record. Gene Ontology annotation, biological process: mitochondrial proton-transporting ATP synthase complex assembly. NCBI's taxonomy places the organism in Eukaryota, Viridiplantae, Streptophyta, Magnoliopsida, Fabales, Fabaceae. The coding region runs from base 129 to 944 and encodes 271 amino acids. Gene Ontology annotation, cellular component: mitochondrial inner membrane.
AAUUGUCACUGAAAAGAUCAAAUAAUUUUAAAAUAGGUUCUUAACCUAAACAUGGAGUCAUGCUAGUUACAAACACAACAGUGUAAAGGAAGAAGACGAAGUAACAAAAUCAACGCAUUCACAUCAAAAUGCAAGCUUUGAAGCAAUUGAUACGACGACGUUCCUAUCCAAGAGAUUCGAUUUUGGCUUCCAUACCCACCGCGCAACCCGAUAAUUUCCAUCAUUCAUUCCCUUCUCAUCAUUUGUCUCGCCUCACCCCCAAACGCUUCCUCGAUUGGCCCCAGUUUAGCAAUAAGGAAGCAAUUGCAAAGGAGCGAGCUCGAAUAAAUGAUGAAAUGAAAAGGGGAUAUGUUGCUGAUUUAGCUGAGAUCAAGCAACAUGGCGGUAAGGUUUCUGUAGCUAAUAAAGUGAUUAUACCGGCAAUGAUGGCUGUGAAAUUUCCUGAUAUCCAAGUCAGCUUCCCAGAUGGUAAAACAAUGAAGCUUCCCAUUCGUAUUUCUGAUAAUGCAGUUGAUUCCGAGAAAUCAUCUGUCCCAAAGGCAUCUUUGGUUUGUCUUUCUUUCCGAGGAUAUUCUGAGAAAAUGAUCGAUUCUUGGAGCGUGCCUUUUGCUAAAACAUUCAGUAACUCGAAAGAUACUCAUUUAUAUAAGGUAUCAUUUAUAGAUUCAUGGUUUUUAUGUCUACCUCCUAUAAAACAUUUCCUUCUGUGGACAAUCAAGAAACCUAAUCAAAAUGAAAACAAUAAUACACUUGAAGCGAGAAUGGUGUAUUCAUUUGGUGACCACUAUUAUUUCAGAAAAGAACUAAAAUUAGAGAAUCUCCUCACUGGGUAUGUCUUCCUACUAGAUAACUUUGGUAGGAUAAGAUGGCAGGGCUUUGGGAUGGCAACAGAAGAUGAAAUUUCUUCCCUUCUUUCUUGCACAUCACUUCUUCUAGAUGCGUAAUGAGGUGAAAGACUACACUCUUGUUCUGUAUUUUUCAGAAAUUUUGGGAUGUGAUAAACAAGGUUGGAUGAGAUUUUUCUGUUUUAAAUGGUGUGUUGAGACAUUUAUGAAGCAACUAUCUUGUGAGGGAGGAAAAUUGUAACCCAAGGAAGCUCUGUGAGGAUAAGUUGAAAUUCAUUCAAAUAAAAGCAUACACAAUUUUAGAAUAAUCAUAGGGUUGUUCUUGGCCUGAAGAUUAUCCCUGAGGAUGGAUCUUUUUUUUGUAAUGAUCACUUCAUAAUAUGGUUAAUGAAGAAGGUCACUUCUCUUAUGUCAACAAUAGAUACAGAAGUUUUUUUCCA